This is a messenger RNA of Phyllotreta striolata, 936 nucleotides long. Lineage: Eukaryota; Metazoa; Arthropoda; Insecta; Coleoptera; Chrysomelidae. The record is from the annotation of a GenBank genome assembly.
AUGGGAAGUGCAUGGUCAAUGACGACGAACUCAAGUGCAAGGCUGGCGGGCAAAACGGCUGUAAUAACAGGAGCAAAUACGGGCAUAGGAAAAGUUACCGCUAAGAAUUUCUACGAAAGAGGCGCACGGGUCAUACUGGCUUGCAGAAGCGUCGAAAAAGCGCAGCAGGCUGUCGACGACAUCAAAAGACAAUGCGAUGGCAAAGAAGACUUGGGUCAACUCGAAGUUCAACGAUUGGACCUGUCGAGUUUGAAAUCAGUUCGAGCAUGUGCUGAGGACUUGUUGAAAAGCGAAUCGCGGAUAAAUAUGCUAGUUAACAAUGCGGGUAUCAUGAACUUACCGAAAUUGACAAGGAACGAGGACGGUAAUGAAAUGCAAUUUGCGACUAAUCAUUUAGGACAUUUCCUACUGACUGUACUGUUAAUGCCGGUACUUCUGCAAAGCGCGCCGGCAAGGAUUGUAAAUGUAUCAUCGAGGUUACAUUUCUUUACGUUAACAUUGAACGUGGAUGAUUUGAAUUUCGAAAAACGCAGGUAUGGUCCUACACGAGCGUAUAUUCAAAGCAAAUUAUGUAAUGUAUUAUUUACCAAGGAACUAGCUGAAAAACUAAAAGAAAAUCGCAUAGAAGGUGUAAAUGUUUACAGUUUACAUCCCGGUGUCAUAAACACGGAGCUUAAAAGGCACAUGGACAUUCCAAUGAAAUCCAUCUUAAGAAAAUUCACCAAGACUCCAGAAGAGGGUGCUCUAACUACGAUAUAUUGCGCUACUAACGAGAAAUGUGCUCGCGAAACUGGACUGUACUAUCAAAACUGUAAAUCUACUUAUCCAUCGUGGAUAGCAAAUAAUAGGAAGAUAUCCAAGAAACUUUGGGAUGCUAGUUGGACAAUGGCUGGUCUUAAGGAAGAUUUUCAACCAUUUGAAGUGAAAAAACUGUGA